This is a messenger RNA of Cucurbita pepo subsp. pepo (vegetable marrow), 519 nucleotides long. NCBI's taxonomy places the organism in Eukaryota, Viridiplantae, Streptophyta, Magnoliopsida, Cucurbitales, Cucurbitaceae. The record is from RefSeq and is a predicted model, not a curated record.
GAACUCAGAACUGAACAACAGAAAUAGUUAACGUCAGAUUGAACCAGAAAUGGAAUUCACUUCAGUUUGAUCCACAGUGGGCUUGACGAACUGGUAGUAGCACCAUCUAUUUGUCCUCUAGGAAGAGAACUCGCCAUGGUUCUCCCCCUCGAUUUACAGGAAUUUAUUCUCCGUGCAAGAGUGUUGAAGCUGUACAGGCAGGCUCUAAGAACUGCUCAAAAAGCUCCUGUCCACGCUCGAGAGGAACUGAGGCAUACAAUCAGACAAGAAAUGGAGAACAACCGCGGCUGCAACGAGAGACAGAAAGUAAGGUUUCUGCUCAGUGAAGGAAUAGAGAGAUUGAAGCGUUUAGAGGAGAUGUUGGAUAUGCAGGGUAACUAAGAAAGAUUGUCAUCACCGGCAUUAUUCAGUAAUCUUUUCAAAUCUCUGUUACUUCAGUAUGAUAUUGAUACUCAAAGUUGAACAUUGUCUUGAUGAAAUGAUUGGAUUCUGAAAACAAUAAUUGAAUUCCUUGCAAAA